GUGAACCUCCAUCGACACUCAGCAAGAAAAUUGGAAACUAAGAAUUUCCAACUGCGAGAGAGAGAGAGAUCGCUUUCCUAUUCGAUCGAUUUCAGUAGUUAGGCCGGGGGGGGGGAAAAAAUGGCUCCCUUGUGGAAGAAGCAGCAAUCAAGCGGCGGCGGUUUUCUCGAAGACCAGUCGGCCGCCGAUCCAGAGCCAGAGAAAUCGCGGUUGAUCGUCGACGGCGGCUGGUACGCUGCGAAGGAAGACGAAGACGAAGACUCCGGCGGUCUUGGCGCGAUGAUGAAGAAGCUGCUGUCGAUGGUCGGCGUGAGGAGGAAGAGAGGGCUGACGGUGUACAUCGGCAAGGGAUUGCGGAAGCGGAAGAUCCCGUCCAAGUACACGUCCUUCGAGGGGUUCCUGCAGAUACUGCGGGAGAGUACCGACGCCGACACGUUGGAUUGGAAGUGCUGCCAGCCGUUCGAGAUCGAGUCCUGCUCGGCACAGAGGUUCCGCGAUACCCUCAGAGCCGCCGUCGAGGAAGAGGAGAUCCGGCGGCGAUACCGGCUGUAGAAGAGUAAUUAAUUACUAAUUGGUUUGGUUUAGGGUUUUUUUGUAAUCUUUGUCCCACAAUUUUUAAUUCGCGUCUUGUAAAUGCAAUUUGUUUUACGCUUUACAGUUAGUAAAAAAACUUGUGCUUUGGAGGUUAAUUCAUGGUUGUUAUUAGUAAACCUUGAUGGUCCUGAGUCUGAUCAAAUCUUAAAACAAAUUAAAGAGCUUUUAUAUUUUAGUCAAUUUUUUGUGGCUCCAACCGUCGAUUGUUUGCUUUAAUAUUUUUUUUAUACAUUAAUUUAAAUAUCAUAAAAACCUAGAUAUAAUCUUCUAUCUAUAAGAUAUAUAAAGGCAAAACAUGAAUUGAAUUUUCAGUAUUUUGAAUUUGCUGGCCUGUGAGGGUUUUACGGAAGGGUGAUUCAGUCAAUUUACAUGCCAACUUAAUUAAGUUUUGCGUUUUGA
Molecule: messenger RNA, 993 nt
Organism: Linum trigynum
Lineage: Eukaryota; Viridiplantae; Streptophyta; Magnoliopsida; Malpighiales; Linaceae
Source: the annotation of a GenBank genome assembly